Messenger RNA from Blastocystis hominis, 2946 nucleotides. RefSeq lists its product as hypothetical. The coding region runs from base 1 to 1605 and encodes 534 amino acids. The record is from RefSeq and is a predicted model, not a curated record. Lineage: Eukaryota; Bigyra; Opalinata; Blastocystidae. Gene Ontology annotation, molecular function: ATP binding; ATP-dependent protein folding chaperone. Gene Ontology annotation, biological process: cellular response to hypoxia; negative regulation of hypoxia-induced intrinsic apoptotic signaling pathway; endoplasmic reticulum unfolded protein response. Gene Ontology annotation, cellular component: endoplasmic reticulum chaperone complex. The transcript is spliced from 2 exons.
AUGAAAGGAAAUCGAGUUGAAUUCUUGUGCCUUAUUCUUUUAGGAAUGGUCAACGCAUCGAUUUUGGGCAUUGACUUUGGUACACAGUAUAUGAAGAUUGCCAUUGUUCGUCCGGGUUCUCCUUUUGAAAUUGUAACCGACUUGAGCAGUAAAAGAAAAACUCCUUCCGCGAUCAUUUUUGACGAGAAUACGCGUACUUAUGGUUAUGAUGCCUUGAGUGCGGGAGCAAGAAAGCCGGAUAACGUUUUUAUUCGUAUGGCGCGUUUAUUGGGUCAAGGACCCGAAAGUACGUUGACCGAGGAAUUCAAAGAGCUCAAGUUUCCCUACGAGUUCAAGCUCACUGAACGAAACACUUGGUCUGUAAAAUUCCCAAAGGGUGUUGGAUUUGACGAUGUUGAGUACCUCACCGCCGAAGAAAUCAAUGCGAUGAUUCUGGGUUAUGCUCGGAGUUUGGGAGAACUAUUUGAUAACGAACAGAAGAUCGUGGACUGUGUAGUUACCGUUCCUACCUACUUCACCUAUCAUGAACGCCAGGCGAUUCUGGACACUGCCUCGCUGAUCGGAAUGAACGUUCUCUCCCUGAUCGACGAAACUACGGCUGCAGCCCUGCAGUACUCCGUAAACAAGGAGUUUGGGAACAAAACCCACCGUGUUAUGUUUUACGAUAUGGGAGCGGGCUCUGUCCAGGUAGCGAUCGCUGAGUUCUUCACCAAGACCGACAAAAAGACGAAGCUUCCUCGUCGUUACUUUGAUAUUCUGAGCAAGGCAUGGGACGAAAAUUUGAGCGGAGCCUACUUGAGUCAAGCGCUUGCCGAUAAGUUUGCGGAUGACUUUUACCAGCAGCACCACCUUGAUGUGCAUGGAAAUCGCAAGGCUGAGUAUCGUCUUCGCGCUCUUGGUGAGAGAAUGAAAGAAAUGCUCUCUGUCAACGAAAAGCUCCCAGUGAACGAAGGCACGCUCUUCCAAGAGCGAGACCUCUCAACACUCGCCACCAAGCAAUUUGUACAGGAGCAGAGCGCACAGUUCACCGAGCGCCUCGUGGCUCCCGCGCUGAAAGCGUUGCGAGACGCCAAGCUCUCCGUGAGCGAUCUGCAGGCGAUCGAAGUGAUCGGAGGAAGCAUCCGCGUUCCCUCCUUCCAGAAAGCGCUUCGCGACGGACUCAAUCGAGACAUCCUGGACAUGCACUUGAACGGCGAUGAAACGGUCGCUCUGGGCGCCGCGUUCCGCGCUGCGAACGUCUCGACAGCUUUCAAGCCUCGGUUUGUGGGAAUCUCGGACAUCUGCCCCUUCUCGAUCGAUGUGGAACUCUACCGAGAACAGCCCGAAGCGGGUCUAGUGGAGGAAGAGGAAACGGCCGAAGAGGAGGAAGGGGUCGAUCUCGAGGAGCCUGUCUUGGAUGCGGCGACGGAGAAGCAGCAGCACGAUUUCCUGCUCAAGAACAAGCGAACGCGCCGGUCGAAGUCGCUGUACGCACGCGGAAGCCAUUACAAGACGCAGCGGAAGAUCACCGUGUCGGCGUAUGAGGACUUCCUGGUGCAUCUGUCGUACUCGCACAUGGAAGAGCUCCCUGAGCACGCAGUGUGGGCGGUCGAUCGUGCCGAGUGAUUUGUAGGUCGCCGAUCGCCACGUAUAACAUCACCGGAAUUGCAGACGGAAUCGCGUCGAUUGGAGAGAAGCGUCUGGGUCAGCCGAAUACUACGCUGGUUUUCCUGAAUGAUAUGAGCGGAAUCGUGUACUUGAAGGAGGCGUUCUUGAAAGUUCGGUACGAGUACCAAGAAGAAGUGGAGGUGGCAAAGCCCAAGAAUGUGCUGAAGAGUUCUGACCAGGGAGACGAGGGAAAGAAGGAGGUCGCGGAGGAGGAUGCAGCAGCCAAGCAGGCGGAGGAGGAUGCAGCAACCAAGCAGGCGGAGGAGGAUGCAGCAACCAAACAAUCGGAGGAGGAUGCAGCAGCCAAACAAUCGGAGGAGGAUGCAGCAGCCAAACAAUCGGAGGAGGAUGCAGCAGCCAAACAAUCGGAGGAGGAUGCAGCAGCCAAGCAGACAGAGACAGAAAAAGAAAAAGAAAAAGAAACGCAAAGUCCCACAGAGGGCGAUUCCGAUUCGGAUGCGGAUGCCGAAACAGAACCAGAAAAGACCUCUUUGGAUGAACCGCUCGCCAAGGAAGGCGCGAAUGAAUCGAGUGGCGAAAAGGAGCCCAAGAAGGACAUUGUGCUGGUAACAAAGCGCAAGAUUCGAAAGAUCCCACUGCGUGUCACUUCGCUUCUCGACCGUCUGGUGAUUCUUCCAAUGACCGAUGCGGAACGCCAGCGAAGCAAAGACUUGUAGGUCUGCGAAAUAGUUCUUUGAUGCGAAUAGACUACUCCGUAUUCAGAAACGGGACGAUGAGUAUCGCGAGCGCCAGAGAAUCAUCAACCAGCACGAAGCUUUUAUUUACGAUUCGCAGAGCCGACUGGAGGAAGAGGAGUUCGUCAACUUUUCUACCCAAGAAGAGCGCGAAGAGAUCGGCAAGUUACUCUCUGAGAACGAGGACUGGUUAAUGGACGAGGCCACGAACGAGACUCCCUCUUCGGAGUACAAGCAGCGAUAUCUGGAUAUGAAGACGGCGAUGAAUCGCGUGGAAAACCGCAUUGACGAUUACAACCGAAAGUUGGAGGAGGAGCGAAAGGCGAAAGAAGAAGCCGAGAAGAAGGCGAAAGAAGAGGCCGAGAAGAAAGCCAAAGAGCAAGAGGAAGCUGAGAAGAGAGCAAAGGAAGAGGCUGAAAAGAAGACAACUGCCCAGAACGCUACGGAAACAGCGGAAACGAGCAGUGCCCCUGAUUCUGCCAAUGCAACCAACACGGAGAACCAAAGCGAGGCGGCAAAGACACAGGAAGCGGAGAACGAUGAAGGGAUGUGCAGUGUAAAUGGUUGUUCUGACGAGAACACAGAUUUGUAAUUGUGGGUUAUA